GGCCCUCUUGAUGGAGCGAGAACCAAUCAUUGGCCUUUUCGAGUAGGGGCCAAUGAAUGAUUUGGAAAAAAGCGGUUAUUGGCCGUUUUGAAAACCGAGUUUAUAACGAUUGUGAAGCAAAAUGGAUCAAGAGGAAGAGAAUUUACCUGCCACAACCGCCGUAACGGCUUUAGUUAAUCAAGCAGAGGCCGAAUCGCCAAAUAAUCCGGAUGUCGAAUCCCUCGCCGAAGGCGAGCCCAUGUCCAAGCGGAAGCGCAAGAAGCUUCUAAAGCUGCAACAAUGGGAAGUCAAAAAGAAAGAAAAACGGCUCAAAGAAAAGGAAAAGAUGAAACAACGCAAACUGGAAGCGGUGAAAGCCGGCCUGCCCACUCGGAACGGUCCCAGCCGGAAGGAGCUGAAGCGGAACAAGAUUGACUACAGUAAAUCGGACAUCACGAUCGCGGUGGAUCUCAGCUUUGACGAAAUGAUGAUCGACAAAGACGUGGCCAAAUGCGUCAAGCAGCUGCUGCGAAUCUACACGAUGAAUCGCCGUUCGGAGAAGCCCAUCCCCUUGCACUUUACCGGCAUUCGGCCAGGGGGAUCUGUGGAAAAGCACCUGAAGCGGAACGAUGGCUACCAGCACUGGGAUGUGAAGUUCAGUGGGGAACCGUUUGUGAACCUGUUCGAGCGGGACAAGCUGGUUUAUCUGAGCAGUGAGUCGGACAAUGUGCUGACCGAGCUGGAGAAGGACCAUGUGUACGUGAUUGGCGGAUUGGUGGAUCACAAUCAGUAUAAGGGUCAUUGCCAUGGGUUAGCCAGCGAAAUGGGAAUACGGCAUGCGAGGCUUCCGCUGAGUGAGCACAUCGUAAUUAAAACGAGGACCAUUUUGACCAUCAAUCAAGUGUUUGAAAUCUUGAUGAAGGUUCAGUUGGGUAAACCGUGGCAGGAAACGUUACUGGAGGUGCUACCAAUGAGAAAAGGGGCCAAGCCCAAAGAAAGUUCAAAUGUGGACAAAUCGAAAGAAGCGGAAGAGAGUAAUACGAAUGAAUCGGACGCGCCGAAGGAACUUGAAGCUACUCGGAGACAAACUGAAGAAACCAAUAUUAAUGGUACUGGCAGUGAUGCCACAAGUUGAUGCCGUCCCUUUGCGGCACCUAAAUGAAUAAAGGCAAUUUGAAUUGUUAACACA
Aedes aegypti (yellow fever mosquito) is the source of this 1168-nucleotide messenger RNA. RefSeq names its product tRNA methyltransferase 10 homolog A. Lineage: Eukaryota; Metazoa; Arthropoda; Insecta; Diptera; Culicidae. The record is from RefSeq and is a predicted model, not a curated record. Gene Ontology annotation, biological process: tRNA N1-guanine methylation. The transcript has 3 exons. Gene Ontology annotation, molecular function: tRNA binding. Gene Ontology annotation, cellular component: nucleus; nucleoplasm. The coding region runs from base 122 to 1114 and encodes 330 amino acids.